This is a messenger RNA of Peronospora matthiolae, 483 nucleotides long. The record is from the annotation of a GenBank genome assembly. NCBI's taxonomy places the organism in Eukaryota, Oomycota, Peronosporomycetes, Peronosporales, Peronosporaceae.
AUGCAAGUCACCUUCGCCCUAUCAAAUUUGACGGAACGAGCAAAGAAUUGGGCCUUAGGGCUCAAGCUUCACGACCCAAACUUGUUUGAGUCGUUGGAGAUCUUGACGUCUCGUCUCAAAGAGACGUUUGAGCCGGCGAGAGCCGAGUUCAGAUCACGCUCUUUACUCCUGAAGCUAAAGCAAGGUAAUCGUGACGUGCACGCUUACGCACAGCACCUGCGCUAUCUUGCGAGUAGCAUUACGGAAAACCAUGUUGAUGAGCACACGCUCAUCAACGUGUUCAUCGACGGCCUUGUGGAUGGGCCGGUGAAGACCUACAUGUUUCAAGAGGACUUCCAUACGCUGAAAAAGGCAAUAGCGUAUGCGAAAAAAGAAGACUUCAGCCUGAUACGGUCUCAGGCUAACUUGUUGAACUAUCGUCCAACGAGACGACAGGAAACAGGAGGUCCCGAACCAAUGGACCUCUGUUCUAUCGAGAGCUAG